UCUGUCAAAAAAUCCAACAUGGCAGUGUUAAAUGUCUAAAACUCUUAUAAGAUUAUUGAUAGUUUCCUUGUGCAAUAUGUAACAAUUUAGUGUAUAAAGUGUAGUUUUGUGUAUCGUUAGUUAAAAACAGACGUCAACAUGUCCGAGUUGCAAAAAACAGCCAUCGGGGACGUGAAAAAUCCCGAAGAAAUCAUAAAAAUGUCCGUGAACGAUAGUUUGAAAUUCGCCGUUUUAAUUGGACUCAUUGAGGUUGGACAGGUGUCGAACAGAGAAGUGGUCAACACGGUCCUUCAACUGUGCUCCUACAUCCGACAAAUUGCUGAAUAUGACUACUGUAAACUAAAAUGUAUGCCUGGAGCAGUCGACAACACGCCAUGCCUGAGACAUUUAAAUUGCCAGCCGGUCGCUGGAUGUUUCGAGAUAGAAAUGGACAAACAAAAAAGGAGGGAAUUUCUCGAGAUGCAUAAUCAGUUACGGAAUAAGUUUGCAGGUGGCGACGACGAUAAGUGGACUGACGUGAAGGCGUCAAACAUGAAAGCCUUGUCAUACGAUCUAGAACUGGAAUACCAAGCUAGAUGCUGGGUAAACAAGUGCAAAACUGGCCACGACAAGUGCAGGAUCACCAAAAACCAUCCGUCCGUCGGCCAAAAUUACUACUGGACCUCCAUAAAAGUGAUCAACUUAACAACCGCAAUCGAAUCGUUUUACAGCGAGAAGGAUAACAUAGACGCCGGGCAGUUCGAUCAUUUCACAUCAACGUCUUCAAGGAUCGUAGAUUUCACCCAGAUGGUGUGGGCUCAUACGCUUUUCGUCGGCUGUGCCGCCGCCAAGGAUGCAACCGGCAAUCACAUCGUGUGCAAUUAUGCGCCGGCCGGUAACUUCGUGAACGAAUCGAUGUUUUUGAAGGGGGAGCCUUGUUCGAAUUGUCCGGAGAGGAGGUCGUGCAACCAGAAAUACGUGAACCUGUGCGGGGCCAUCAUGGACGUUCCUGCCGAGAAAUGGUCCUCCGCUUCUUCAGCUCCAAGAUUAUUUAAAAUAUCCAAUGUUAUUACUGUGUUGUUGAUGAAUUAUAUUUAUUUGUAUGUUAUUCAAUAAAAUGUAUUAAAUGUG
This is a messenger RNA of Aethina tumida (small hive beetle), 1110 nucleotides long. RefSeq names its product venom allergen 5. NCBI's taxonomy places the organism in Eukaryota, Metazoa, Arthropoda, Insecta, Coleoptera, Nitidulidae. Gene Ontology annotation, cellular component: extracellular region. The record is from RefSeq and is a predicted model, not a curated record. The transcript is spliced from 3 exons. Bases 139 to 1095 code for a protein of 318 amino acids.